GUAUCGGCCGAAUCAUCUGAGGACCAUAAACCGAGCUUGCCAUUCAGAUUCGAUACUGGCGUUGCACUUUUUGCCAAACGAACCCCGCGACCGUUCCCCCCUCCCUUUCUCUCCCCGCCCUCGGCCUCCUUUUCGGAUGCUCUCAGCACCCACCACCGAAGCCGCGACCGGGUAAAUAUCAAUGGCGAAUUAUUACGAGGCCAGACCAACGGCGACGAUGCCGUCUUUGCGAGCGACUACUUCCUAUGUGCGAAUGAUGGUGUUGGGGCUUGGGCAACGAGACCUCGAGGUCAUGCAGGGCUAUGGUCACGCCUCAUACUCCAUUUCUGGGCCUCUGAGAUUGACCAGGAUUUGAUGCAACCCGAUGCGGAGCCCAACCCGGUUGCGACUCUCCAGACAGCGUAUGAGCGGACCCUGGAGGCUACCAAACUCCACAACUGGCAAGGAACAACAACCGUCUGUGGUGCCCAGCUUCAUUACACGGUUCGAGACACUACGUCGAGGCACCGGGAGACGAUACCAUUGCUCUACGUCACGAACCUCGGCGAUUGCCAAGUUAUGGUCCUUCGUCCGCGAGAGCAGGAGAUUCUCUAUAAGACGAAAGAGCAAUGGCAUUGGUUUGACUGCCCUCGCCAGCUGGGCACCAACAGCCCCGACACCCCCGAGACGAAUGCUGUUGUAGACACCGUCGACAUUGAAGUUGGCGACGUGGUUCUCGCGAUGACUGAUGGUGUCAUUGAUAACCUGUGGGAACAUGAGAUUGUUGACAUAAUAUUCAGUUCUCUCCGUCAAUUGGAGCCCGAAAACUCCGAGAGAGGCCCCGAAACUCAACCAGGCGAAGGUGCUCGUGAUAUAAUGAAGACCGCAGCUCAGAACCUGGUUGCGGCUGCCAAGCGGGUUGCGAUGGACCCAUAUGCUGAGAGUCCCUUUAUGGAACAUGCAAUCGAGGAAGGACUCGCGAGCGUAGGAGGGAAACUCGACGACAUUAGUGUAGUUGCCGCACUAUGUGUGAAGAAUGAGUAG
Clonostachys rhizophaga is the source of this 1023-nucleotide messenger RNA. NCBI's taxonomy places the organism in Eukaryota, Fungi, Ascomycota, Sordariomycetes, Hypocreales, Bionectriaceae. The record is from the annotation of a GenBank genome assembly.